GUAGAAUAAUCUUUAGACAAAUAUAAUUACAUAAUUAUAAUAAAUAAUUAAAGAGGGUAGAAUUUUUUCAAUUUGUUGGAAAAGUUAGCAUUAUUAUAGUUUUUGCUAUAAAUGCCUCUUAUAUAGACAGGUUCACUUAAAUUUUAGAAUAUAAAUACAAUAUAAAUAUUGACUAUUAAUCCAAAUUAAUUAAAUAAAUAUCAUAGUAAACGUAUAUAAUAAAAAAAUAAUUAACUAAUGUUGCUGUAAAUUAAAAGGUUCCUUCCUUUAGAAUGCCAAGAUCAAUUAAUACUUUGGAAGCCUUUGUUGAUAUAUAAAACUCCAUAAAAAUUUUUAUAUAUAUUCACCCUUAUUUUAACAAUGAUUUAUUUUAUACAGAAAGUAAAGAUUUUCCAAUAUAGUGCCCAUUAAUUCUUACUGACCAAAUUUAAAUCAAGUUUAUGUAUUAUGUGGGGAGUAUUUUUGUACUAACCCAUGUUAUCACCUUUAUAGAACAAACGGUAUUUUUAAUAAUUAUAGUAGAAUAAUCUUUAGACAAAUAGAACUUUAUGAUUUAUUUUAAAGUUCAUUAAAGCUAUUUUGAAACACUGGUGGUAAAAUGUCGUUGCCAUUGCACAAAGCUGCGGAUUAAUUUAAAAGAUUUACACUCAUUAACACGACAUCCCCACGUUAUUUAAUUGGGGCCCUGCUGAUUUCGUCUCAGUAGAAAAACUGUAUAAAAAUGCAAGGGAUGGUAGUAAAUUGUACAGUCAAACAUGAGGCAAUCAACAAGAAUCAACUGUGCUUUAGUGUUUAUCAGUCUCAUUGUGUUGGAAGUUUACUGUACAGGUUCCCAUAAUUAUGAAAACUUGCCUGAUAAAUCAGGCAAGAAAACUGGAUACGAAAAGUAUAUAUCGCACUUGUGGUCGGGGGCACGGUUGGGUAGGAAGAAAAGAAAUCUUGAUGACGAAGUUUUCAGGGAGGAACAAAAAGAACAGUUGGAUAACCUACUCCAAAUUCUACAGGAUAACCCAUGGGCAAUAGUAGCAAUGACUGAUGGGAAACGCCACGUCUCCAGUUUCACGCCCAGAUUAGGCAGAGAGGUGGAUGAUGAUUUUGGAAGCAACGAUAGCAUGUUGCAGUUUGAUGUGGCUGAAAGAUCUCCAUUAUUCUCUCCACGAUUGGGCAGAAGUAGAAGCAGUGCGUUCUCGCCAAGAUUGGGAAGAUUUGCCGGAAAUUUCUAAUAAUCUUUAUAUUAAAUUUGUAACUGCAUUUAUACGUAUUAAUAAAUAUUAGUGAUACACAA
Molecule: messenger RNA, 1285 nt
Organism: Aethina tumida (small hive beetle)
Lineage: Eukaryota; Metazoa; Arthropoda; Insecta; Coleoptera; Nitidulidae
Product: PBAN-type neuropeptides
Exons: 3
Coding region: 756-1223 (155 amino acids)
Biological process (GO): pheromone biosynthetic process; neuropeptide signaling pathway
Molecular function (GO): neuropeptide hormone activity
Source: RefSeq, a predicted model, not a curated record